AUGGAGAAAUUCUAUUUAGACACGACAUCUUCACCUACUACAGAUAUUCCUCGGGGAGAAGAGGUUUUCAACUUCACACAACCACAGGAGGAUAAUUACACAAGCACAACUCCUCCACCCGGAACAUGUAUAGUAUUCACGACAGUACAACCCGAAGACUUUAAUUCAACUUCGGAGGAAUUCAAUAUAACGACAGGUGAAUUCAACACGGCGUUGGAGUACAACACAACUGUGGAACUGAUAUCAAGCACGGAGAAAUUAACGACGGUGGAGGAAACGACAACAACUUCUGAAGAGACAACGACAGAAUCUACAACGAAAUCAACAACAACCGAAAUGUUAACAACAGCGAUCGACGAGACCACAACUAGAAGGAAAGCAAGCGGUGGAAAUCCGGUAAAAGAAGCACCAAAACGAAUGACACACGAAGAAUAUUUAAUAUUUUGCGCGGAAAAUCCGACGGAAUGUGCACUUGGUGAGGAUCACAAUCACCAAUACCCAGAUUUGUCCAACAGAAUUCGAGCACGAAGAAGUGCUGUAAGCCGUGGUCCGCAAAUACCAAUUAGUAAGAGACUGGUCAGAACACGCAAUUAA
Molecule: messenger RNA, 594 nt
Organism: Caenorhabditis bovis
Lineage: Eukaryota; Metazoa; Nematoda; Chromadorea; Rhabditida; Rhabditidae
Source: the annotation of a GenBank genome assembly